AUGCGAGGGUCUUCCCUGGUUUCGCGAUGCCGCCCGACGUCGCCAGACACGGCAGAGCUGCAAAGUGCGGUGAAGGGGGAGCGCCUCCCUCGCCCAGGCCUGAUCCUCCGACCACUGGACUGGAUACACAAAUGCCUGCACACAACACACAUACACACAGCACACACUCCUGACACGCAGCACGCGCUGGGAAAAGGAGGAGAGGAAAGGGCGCUAAACAGCCCUGCCGUCUGGUGGCCCUGGAGAUCGCACGGCAUCGCAUCGCGUGGUAACACUGCUAAACGGCGGUGGCCGGGGGUGGUGAUUAAGCAGUCCUUUGCGCCCGCCCGGCCCCGCGAAUGA
Messenger RNA from Colletotrichum siamense, 342 nucleotides. RefSeq lists its product as uncharacterized. The record is from RefSeq and is a predicted model, not a curated record. The transcript is spliced from 2 exons. Bases 1 to 342 code for a protein of 113 amino acids. NCBI's taxonomy places the organism in Eukaryota, Fungi, Ascomycota, Sordariomycetes, Glomerellales, Glomerellaceae.